AUGGCACCAAAAAUGCGACUGCCGUCGGGCAGAGCGAUUUUGAACCUUAUUUCCGUCGAGACAGAGGAGGGAUUGGGCAGAACGCAGACGAUGCUCGCGAACGAGGAUCUGAAGCCUGUUGAACCUGCACGACGGCAAUGGGGACCCUGGAAUUUUGUCGGCUUCUGGAUUGCCGACUCCUUCAACAUCAACACAUGGAUGAUCGCCUCCUCCAGUGUCGUUGCCGGUCUGUCGUGGUGGCAGGCGUGGAUUUGCGUCUGGGUCGGUUACUCUACUGCGGGUGCCUUCGUUGUUGCAACAGGACGUAUUGGUGCCACUUAUCACAUCGGAUUUCCAGUCGCCAGCCGUGCUUCUUUCGGGGUCUGGGGUGGACUUUGGCCUGUUUUUAACAGGUCUGCAAUAGCUUGUAUCUGGUAUGGUGUUCAGGCAUGGAUUGGUGGCCAGUGUGUUACUCUCAUGAUUACAGCUAUUUGGCCUCGAUAUGAGCAGCUCCCGAACUCAAUGCCUGCCAGCUCCGGAACUACCACCAAGGAUUUCCUUUCCUUCUUUCUCUUCUGCUUAUGCUCGCUCCCAGCAUUAUACCCACACGUUCACCAAAUCAGGUAUUUGUUUACGGUCAAGUCCUUCGUCGUUCCAGUCGCAGGAAUUGCCUUCUUUAUCUGGAGUGUGGUCAGAGCUAAGGGGCUGGGACCAGUUGUCAACAAACCGAACGUCAUCCACGGCAACAAACUUGCCUGGGCAAUCAUUAAAGGCAUCAUGUCCUCUAUUGCGAACUUCAGUGCGUUGAUUGUUAACGUACCCGAUUUCUCUCGUUUUGCAAUCAAGCCAAAGGAUGCCUUCUGGUCGCAGCUAUUCACCAUCCCAGUCGGAUUCGGCAUAACUUCAUUCAUCGGCAUCAUCGUGUCCUCAUGCUCGGUGGUCAUCUUCGGCGGCGAACCCAUCUGGAACCCUCUCGACCUUCUUAGCAAAUUCCUAGAGGAAGGCGGCCACGGCAACCGCGCCGGCGUCUUCUUCAUCGCCGCCUCCUUCACCCUCGCGCAACUCGGCACAAACAUCGCCGCCAACUCCGUGUCCGCCGGAGCCGACUUGACGGCCCUUCUCCCACGCUACAUUACCAUCCGUCGCGGCGGCUACAUCUGCGCCGCCGUCGGAUUCGCCAUGUGCCCAUGGACCCUCCUCUCCUCAAGCAACAACUUCACCACCUACCUCUCCGCCUACUCCGUCUUCCUCUCCUCCAUCGCCGGCGUCAUGCUCAGCGACUACUACAUCGUGCGCAAAGGCUACCUACAGAUCAAGGACCUAUACACGGCUAAGAAGACAGCGCCAUACUAUUUCACCUACGGCUUUAACUGGCGCGCUUACGCGGCCUACAUUGCCGGGAUCUUAAUCAACAUCGUCGGCUUCGUGGGCGCCAUUCGCGAGCCGACAGGAGGGCCGUCCGCGCCGCUUGGGGCGCAGUAUUUGUACAAUCUGAACUACUUCUGCGGGUUCAUCGUGGCGGGGAUAGUGUACUAUGGGCUGUGCCGAAUCAGCCCUGUGCCGGCAGUCAGCGCUACGUGGCUUGAGGUUGGGGAUGCGAUUGAUAACCCGCAUCUGGCGGACAGCGAUAGCGAGGAGGAUGAUAAGGCUGGGGCUACGAUGUAUGAGGAUUGGGGGGGGGGGAGGCGCGGGGCGUCGGAGGAGAUUGUGUAG
Messenger RNA from Pseudogymnoascus destructans, 1692 nucleotides. RefSeq lists its product as uncharacterized. Gene Ontology annotation, cellular component: plasma membrane. The transcript is spliced from 3 exons. Bases 1 to 1692 code for a protein of 563 amino acids. Gene Ontology annotation, molecular function: nucleobase transmembrane transporter activity. Gene Ontology annotation, biological process: transmembrane transport; nucleobase transport. The record is from RefSeq and is a predicted model, not a curated record. Lineage: Eukaryota; Fungi; Ascomycota; Leotiomycetes; Thelebolales; Thelebolaceae.